CCUACAUCUACGUACACGUCUGCGGAUGGACGCUUGCUCAAUUCAUACCUGCCUUUCAUACAUACGAAUCUUGAACGACAUCAAAACCGUACCAGGCAACGACCUUCGCCUUCGUCGCUCGUGGGUUGGCCGUGUCGAGCUGAGCGUACGAGACAGGAGCCUUCUCUCGUUAUCGGCGCUCUCCGCGCGUUCAUGUGCGGCGAUGCCCAGCCACCACCAGAUAAAUGCGUUCUUUCCCUGUUCACCCAUUGAUAACAUCGCACACUUCAUUCGCAGCAUGUGUGUGCCGCCGCGCUCACCGAUCACCAUCGUGGGUGUCAAUGGUGUCAAUACCUUACACUGCUACAUGAAUGUCGGUUUCUCGUCGUCUCAAAACUCGUGUGUAGGCCGUGUCGAGCCGGGCGUACGAGACUCGAGUCAGGCGAACUCAAGUUAUCGGCGCCCUCCGUGCCUCUGGGCGCGGCGAUGCCCAGCCACCUCCAAGCAAAUAAGCUAUCCGUGGCAUUUUUUUUUUGGGAGAACGUCGAGCUCGGGAGCAGUUAUUCCAGAGGCUCGUCGCCAUGUGGGAAUUGCCGUACCCCGGUCUAGUGACCCAGCACUCAUUCUGAUCUGGACCCUUACGGACCCCAUGGGCAUCGCAAAAAUCGUAUGUAGGCCAUAUCGAGCCAGGGCGUACGAGACGAGGGCUCGUCUUCUCGUUAUCGGCGUCCUCCGUGCACACAUGGCUGUGCAGUCCAUCAAGAAGUGCUGUUCGCGAAAGACACAAACAUUCGGCGCGCGAGGAUGGGGAUAUAACGCACUAGAUCCCGGAACACUUUUGCGACAGGAAACGGAAUAGUCCGAGUGCUUCAAAUUGCUAUCGAGAGGGAGACUCAGGCGUCCUCUCUACGUGUGUCCAUCGCUCUACAGCCUGCGGUGUGGGUUUGCAGCGCAUGGUUAUUCGAGCCAGGAGCGUAUCGAAGCCCUCGUCCCUUUUUGGGAGCCAAAGCCUCUAGUCGCACUGUCGCACGCGUCGCGACCGAUCCGCGCGCUGUAGCGUAUCCGUUGGCCGCGUCGAGUCGGGGCCCACGAGGCGAGACGAGCGCUCGUCCCGCUCGGGUCCAGCGAAUAGGAGCUGGCCGUCGUUGCUGGCCUGCAGGGCCAUCGACGGCGCUCGCUAUCGGGGCCCCUCCGUGCACGUAUACGUGCGCGGCGAUGCACAGCAGCCUCUCAACGCACGGACGAACGAGCAAGCACUCGAUCACCUGAUGGGAUGGGGUGCCCCCUCACUGUGUCGGCCUCCCGCGUCUGGCUAUAUACGUAUGUCAUCGAGGCUCUGGCCUGCGCAGCAAUGCGUACGUGCGUGUAGGACGCGUCGACCGGGGCGUACGAGGCGGGGGUUGUCCCGGCCCCACCCCGGCGCAGGGAUGAUUGGACGCGCAGGCACCCUUCGCUAUCGGCGCCCUCCGUGCGCAAUGCACGGCGGCGUGGCUGAGCCACGACCCCAGGCACACACUUUCUUUUUUGUCUUUCUCUCGGGAAAGAAAGGGUGUUCAAGGCGGGGGCUGGGGAUCGCUGACCCAGGUCAGGUCUGUUGCAGCUCGCGGGCUGUGGUGCGCAGCGACCGUGCCGUGAUUGCGGGCCUGCCUGCGCGAUCCCAUGCAGUCCGCGAGGGCGGGGACAUCGCGCGCCGAAUGCUGUCUUGCGCAUGCUCGGUAGAGUCUGUGGGAGAGGGAGGUUGCUGGGACUCCAGUUUAGAGACAAUUCGCUGCGUAAUGUAUCGCGCGCCGAGCGCGCGAUUUUUCGAGUCUGGAAUCGAUAUCCCGCGCAGGCUUGGGUUCGCACAGGAGCGUGAGAUGGAGGAGGGCGUGAGUGCAUGGACGGCUUGAGGAAGGGUAUCGGGGAUGGGCACGAGGAGGUGGAGAGUUGCUAUUAGCAGUUGAUUGUCCAAAAACCUCACCAUUUGGUGCAAUGGCACACCGCUUGGGCGAUUGACGAGAAAAC
Heterobasidion irregulare TC 32-1 is the source of this 1983-nucleotide messenger RNA. RefSeq lists its product as uncharacterized. The transcript has 7 exons. The coding region runs from base 26 to 838 and encodes 270 amino acids. Lineage: Eukaryota; Fungi; Basidiomycota; Agaricomycetes; Russulales; Bondarzewiaceae. The record is from RefSeq and is a predicted model, not a curated record.